Myotis davidii is the source of this 7337-nucleotide messenger RNA. RefSeq names its product coagulation factor VIII (gene F8). Gene Ontology annotation, molecular function: copper ion binding; oxidoreductase activity. The transcript has 29 exons. NCBI's taxonomy places the organism in Eukaryota, Metazoa, Chordata, Mammalia, Chiroptera, Vespertilionidae. The record is from RefSeq and is a predicted model, not a curated record. The coding region runs from base 581 to 7246 and encodes 2221 amino acids.
CGGCGUCAUUAGCCCCGAGGCCCCGCCCAGCAGAUGCGUCGCGCAUGCGCAGAAAAGCCCCGCGCGCAGUUUCUCAGCGGUACUUCUGGGAGUUCACGUACUGGGGAGUUUCACGGGCGUGAACGAAACCGGGUCCUUCUCUAGUAAAGACGAUUUUACUGUUUGUUUAUGUAACCAUUGAGCAAAUCUUUAUCAGAGCCGCUAUGAUCCCGACGCUGAUAAUCAGUAAUAGAAGCGCUCAGAAAGAAAAGAGUUUCUGGUGGAACAGAGUGAGGAAUCUGACCAGAAAGAUGAGUCUAAAAGGUAAUUGCUGUGAAAAAGGUGAAGAGAUUAAGAGAAAAAAAACUUCAUGGACACAGGCGACAGUAUGAUGAUUACCAGAGGAUAGGAUGUUGUAGAACAAUGAUUACUAUUGGCUGUCCACAUCUGAGGAUCCCCAACCCCAGGAGGCAGAACCCACAGGUUUCCUCCUGAAGUGCCAAGAUCUUUUCCAUUCAACACCUCAGUCAUAUACAAAAAGACUGUCUUUGUAGAGUUCACGGAUCACCUUUUCAACACUGCCAAGCCCAGGCCACCAUGGAUGGGUCUGCUGGGUCCUACCAUUCGGGCUGAGGUUUCUGACACAGUGGUCAUUACACUUAAGAACAUGGCUUCUCAUGCGGUCAGUCUUCAUGCUGUUGGUGUUUCCUACUGGAAAGCAUCUGAAGGUGCUCAAUAUGAGGAUCAGACCAGCCAAAGGGAGAAGGAAGAUGAUAAAGUCAUUCCUGGUGACAGUCAUACCUAUGUCUGGGAGGUCCUGAAGGAGAAUGGCCCAAUGGCCUCUGACCCACCAUGUCUCACCUACUCCUAUUUUUCUCAUGUGGACCUGGUGAAAGACCUGAAUUCAGGUCUCAUUGGAACCCUCCUGGUUUGUAGAGAAGGGAGUCUGGCCAAAGAAAGGACACACGAAUUUGUACUGCUUUUUGCUGUAUUUGAUGAAGGAAAAAGUUGGCAUUCAGAAACACAUGAGUCCUCCACACAGGCAUCUGCUCGGCCCCGGACUGAAAUGCACACAAUCAAUGGCUAUGUAAACCGGUCUCUUCCAGGUCUGAUCGGAUGUCACAAGAAAUUGGUCUAUUGGCAUGUGAUUGGAAUGGGCACCGCCCCCGAAGUGCACUCAAUUUUCCUUGAAGGUCACACAUUUCUUGUGAGGAACCAUCGACAGGCCUCCUUGGAGAUCUCACCAAUAACUUUCCUUACUGCUCAGACACACCUGAUGGACCUUGGCCAGUUUCUACUGUUUUGCCAUAUCUCUUCACACCAACAUGAUGGUAUGGAAGCUUAUGUUAAAGUGGAUAGCUGCCCAGAGGAACCCCAACUACGGAAGAAAAAUAGCCAAGAAGAGGAAUAUGAGGAUGAUGAUACUUAUGACUCUGACAUGGAUCUUGUCAGGUUUGAUGAUGAUGACCCUUCUUCCUUUAUCCAAGCCCGCUCAGUUGCCAAGAAGCAUCCUAAAACUUGGGUCCACUAUAUUGCUGCUGAAGAGGAGGACUGGGACUAUGCUCCCUCAGUCCCCUCCCCCAAUGACAGCAGUUAUAAAAGUCUAUAUUUGAAUAAUGGUCCUCAGCGUAUUGGUAGAAAGUACAAAAAAGUCCGAUUUAUGGCAUACACAAAUGAAACAUUUAAAACUCGUGAAGCUAUUCAAUAUGAAUCAGGAAUCCUGGGACCUUUACUUUAUGGAGAAGUUGGAGAUACGCUGUUGAUUAUAUUUAAGAAUCAAGCAAGCCGACCAUAUAACAUCUUCCCUCAUGGAAUCACUGAUGUCAGGCCUUUGCAUGAAGGGAGAUGGCCAAAAGGUGUGAAACAUCUGAAAGAUAUGCCAAUUCUGCCAGGAAAUAUAUUCAAGUACAGAUGGACAGUGACUGUAGAAGAUGGGCCAACUAAAUCAGAUCCUCGGUGCCUGACGCGAUAUUAUUCAAGCUUCGUUAAUCAAGAGAGAGAUCUGGCUUCAGGGCUCAUUGGCCCUCUCCUCAUCUGCUACAAAGAAUCUGUAGAUCAAAGUGGAAACCAGAUGAUGUCAGACAAGAGAAAUGUCAUCCUGUUUUCUAUAUUUGAUGAGAACCGAAGCUGGUACCUCACAGAGAAUAUGCAGCGCUUCCUCCCCAAUGCAGAUGGAAUGCAGCCCCAGGAUCCAGACUUCCAAGUUUCCAACAUCAUGCACAGCAUCAAUGGUUAUGUUUUUGAUAGUUUGCAGCUGUCGAUUUGCUUGCAUGAGGUGGCUUACUGGUACAUUCUAAGUGUUGGAGCACAGACUGACUUCCUUUCUGUCUUUUUCUCUGGAUAUACCUUCAAACACAAAACAGUCUUCGAAGACACACUUACCCUAUUCCCGUUGUCUGGAGAAACUGUCUUCAUGUCAAUGGAAAACCCAGGUCUGUGGGUUCUGGGAUGCCACAACUCGGACUUUCGGAACAGAGGCAUGACAGCCUUACUGAGGGUUUCUAAUUGUAACAACAGAAACACUGGUGAUUAUUAUGAGGAUCAAUAUGAAGACAUUCCAACUUCCUUGCUGAAUGAAAAUUAUGUCAUUGGACCCAGAAGCUUCUCCCGGAAUUCAAGGCACCCUAGCACUAGGCAAAAUCAAUUUAGAGGCACUACAACUCUAGAAAAUGAUAUGGAGAAGCUUGAGCUUUGGUCUGGAGAGAGAACACCGCUGCAUGAAGUACAAAGUGUUUCCCCUGAUGAUUUGUUGAUGCUCGUGGGACAGAACCCUACUCCACAUGGAUUAUCCUUAUCUGAUCUCCAAGAAGCCACAUAUGAGGCUGAUGAUCAUUUACCUGGACCAAUAGAAAGAAACAAAGGCCUAUCUGAAAUGGCACAUCUCAGGCCAGAACUCCAGAACAGUAGGGACAGAGUAUUUACUCCUGAGCCAGAACUACAAUUAAGAUUAAACGAGAAUUUGGGGUCAACUAUAAAAGUAGACUCAAAGAAACUUGAUUUAACAAUUUCUAAUUUAUCAAGCAAUCUACUGACUUUACCAACAAUUCUGUCAGAAGAGUUGACAGCAGGUACUGAAAAGACAGGUUCCUUAGGACCCACAAAUAUGCCAGUUCACUUUCGUAAUCAAUUAGGCACCAUUGUAUUGGACAAAAAUGCAUCUCUCCUUAUUGGGUCUGGUGAGCCUUUGGACUUAAGUAAGGGAGAUAAUGAUUCCAAGUUGUUAGAAGCAGCUUUAAUGAAUAGUCAAGAAAGUUCACUAGGAGAACAUGUAUCAUCAAUGGAGAGUGAUAGGUUAUUUAAAGAGGAAAGAGUCCAUGAACCUACUUCACUGACCAAAGAUAAUUCUUCAUUGAAAAUUAAUGUCUCUUUAGUAAAGACAAACAAGGCACCAGUUAUCUCAACAAUGAAUAGAAAGACUCACAUUGAUGGCCCAACAUUAUUAAUUGAGAAUAGUACAUCAGUCUGGCAAGAUAUUACAUUAAAAAGUAAUGAUGAGGUUCAAGAAGUGACUUCUUUGAUUCCUGAUGAAACGCUCAUGGACAAAAAUACUACAGCUUUGGGGCUAAAUUAUGUGUCAAAUAAAACUACUUCACCAAAAAGUAUGGAAAUGGUCCACCAUAAAAAAGAGGACUCUGUUCCAGUAGGUGCAGAAAAUCCAGAUACAUCCAUCUUGCCAGAUUCAGCAAAUUGGAUGAAAAAGACCCAUGACAAGAACUCCCUAAGCUCUGGACAGAGGCCUGAUCCAAAGCAAUUUAUACCUUUAGGAUCAGAAAAACCUGUGAAUGGUCAGAAUUUCUUGUCAGAGAAGAAUAAAGUGGUAGUAGAGGAGGAUGAGUUUACAAAGGACCAGGGACUCAAAGAGAUGAUUUCUCCAAACAGUAAAGGCAUAUUUUUUACUAACUUGACUAAUAGCCAAGAAAACGAUACACACAAUCAAGCAAAACUAUCCCAGGAAGAGAGAGGAAUGAAGGAAAAAUUAAUCCAAGAGAACGUAGUUUUGCCUCACGUGUAUACAGUGAAUGGCACUAAAAAGUUGCUGAAGGACCUUUUCUUAUUAAGCACUAAACAAAAUGUAGACAGUUUAAAUGAGGGCACAUAUACUCCAAUACUUCAAGGCCCCAGGUCGUUAAAUGAUUCAGCAACUAGAGCAGGGAUUCACAUGACCCAUUUCUCAAAAAUAAGGGAGGAAGCAAACUUGGAAGGCUUGGGAAAUCAAACAAAAGAAGUGACAGAGAAGUAUCCAAGUCCUAAUCCAAGUCCACAGAAUGUUAUUGCUCAGCGUGGUAAGCGGGAUUUAAAACACUUUAGACUCCCAACAGAACAAAUAAAGCUUCAAGGGGGUGUAAUUUUGAAUGAUGCCUCAACCCAGUGGUCCAAAAACAUGAAAUAUUUGGCCCAGGACACCGUCACACAGACAGAGUACCAUGAGAAGAAGAAAAGGGCCAUUACUCAGUCCCUCUUACCAGAUUUUUCUAUGAGAAGUCAUGGCAUCAAUCAAACAGAUGGGUCUGCAUUACCCAUUGUAAAGGCAUCAGCAUUUCCAUCAAUGAGACCUACAGAUGUGACCAAGAUCCCACCCCAAGACAACCCUUCUCAUCUAGCACCAACCUAUAGUUAUACCUUUAGGGAAAGGAGUUCUGGAGUCCUAGAAAGCAGUCCUUUCUUACAAGGAGACAAAAGAAAUCUCUCUUUAGCCUUCCUAAUGGAAAUGAUGAGAGGUCAAGAAAAUGUUAGCUCUCUGGGAGAAAGUGCUACAAACUCACUCAUAUACAAGAAACCUGAGGAUCCUGUUCUCUUGAAACCAGGCUUGCCUGAAGCAUCUGGCAAAGUGGAAUCACUUCCUGAAGUUCAUAUUCAUCAGGUAGACUCUUUGCCUACGAAAACUGGCAAUGGUUCUCCUGGCCACGGGGAUCUGGUAGAAGAGAUCUUCCUUCAGAAAACACAGGACGCUGUUAAAUUGAACAAACUGCUAGAUCUCUUCGCCUGGGAUAAUCAAUUUGCUACCCAGAUACCAAGAGAAGAGUGGAAAUCCCAAGAGAAGUCACAACAAAACAUAACUGUUAAGACAAAAGACACCAUUUCACCCCUAGACCCUUACGAAAACAAUCAUUCAAUAGCAGCAAUAAACGAAAGACAAGAUAAGCCCCAAAGCGAGGCCACCCGGGCAAAACAAGGCGGGACUGGAAGAUUGGGCCUUCAAAAUCCACCCGUCUUGAAACACCAUCAAAGGGAAACAACCCCUAUUCCUCUUCAGCCAGAGGAACAUGACAUUGACUAUGAUGAUACCUUCUCAACGGAAACGAAGAGAGAGGAUUUUGACAUAUAUGGUGAGGAUGAAAGUCAGGACCCUCGCAGCUUUCAAAAGAAGACACGACACUAUUUUAUUGCUGCAGUGGAGCAGCUCUGGGAUUAUGGAUUGAGCAAAUCCCCCCAUGCACCAAGAAACAGGGCUCAGUUCAAGAAGGUGGUUUUCCAGGAAUUUACUGAUGGCUCCUUUACUCAGCCCUUAUACCGUGGAGAACUGAAUGAACACUUGGGACUCCUGGGGCCAUGUAUAAGAGCAGAAGUCGAAGACAAUAUCAGGGUAACUUUCAAAAACCAGGCCUCUCGUCCCUACUCCUUCUACUCCAGCCUUAUUUCGUAUGAGGAAGAUCAGAGGCAAGGAACAGAACCUAGAAAAAAGUUUGUGGAGCCCAAUGAAACCAGAAUUUACUUUUGGAAAGUGCAACAUCAGAUGGCGCCCACUGCCGAGGAGUUUGACUGCAAAGCCUGGGCUUAUUUUUCUGAUGUUGAUCUGGAGAAGGAUAUGCAUUCGGGCUUGAUUGGACCGCUUCUGAUCUGCCGCGCCAACACUCUGAACCCUGCUCAUGGGCGACAAGUGACAGUGCGGGAAUUUGCUCUGCUUUUCACUAUUUUUGAUGAGACCAAGAGCUGGUACUUCACUGAAAACAUGGAAAGGAACUGCAGAGCUCCCUGCGAUAUCCGGAUGGAGGACCCUGCCUUUAAAGAAAAGUAUCGCUUCCAUGCGAUCAAUGGCUAUGUGAUGGAUACUCUACCUGGCUUAGUAAUGGCUCAUGAUCAAAGGAUCCGAUGGUAUCUGCUCAGCAUGGGCAGCAAUGAAAACAUCCAUUCUAUUCAUUUCAGUGGACAUGUCUUCACUGUAAGGAAAAAAAAGGAGUACAAAAUGGCAGUCUACAACCUCUAUCCAGGGGUUUUUGAGACAGUGGAAAUGCUACCAUCCAAAGUUGGAAUUUGGCGGAUAGAAUGCCUUAUUGGCGAACACCUGCAAGCUGGGAUGAGCACUCUUUUCCUGGUGUACAACAAGCAGUGUCAGGCUCCACUGGGAAUGGCUUCUGGACGCAUCAGAGAUUUUCAGAUUACAGCCUCAGGACAAUAUGGACAGUGGGCCCCAAAUCUGGCCAGACUUCAUUAUUCUGGAUCAAUCAAUGCCUGGAGCACCAAGGAUCCCUUUUCCUGGAUCAAGGUGGAUCUGUUGGCACCAAUGAUUAUUCACAGCAUCAUGACCCAGGGUGCCCGUCACAAGUUCUCCAGCCUCUACAUCUCUCAGUUUAUCAUCAUGUAUAGUAUCGAUGGGCUGAAGUGGCAGAGCUAUCGAGGGAAUUCCACUGGGACCUUAAUGGUCUUCUUUGGCAAUGUGGAUUCGUCUGGAAUAAAACACAAUAUUUUUAACCCUCCAAUUAUUGCUCGGUACAUCCGUUUGCACCCAACACACUACAGCAUCCGCAGCACUCUCCGCAUGGAGUUGCUGGGCUGUGAUUUAAACAGCUGCAGCAUUCCACUAGGAAUGGAAAAUAAAACAAUAGCAGAUGCACAGAUUACUGCCUCCUCCUACUUAAACAAUGUGUUUGCCACCUGGUCUCCUUCACAAGCCCGGCUUCACCUCCAGGGGAGGACUAAUGCCUGGAGACCCCGGGUGAAUAGUCCACAAGAGUGGCUGCAAGUGGACUUCCGGAAGACAAGGAAAGUCACAGGAAUAACCACCCAGGGUGCGAAAUCUCUCCUUACCAACAUGUAUGUGAAGGAGUUCCUCAUCUCCAGCAGCCAAGAUGGCCAUAACUGGACUCCGUGUCUUCAGAAUGGCAAAGUAAAGGUUUUUCAGGGAAAUCAAGACUCCCUCACACCUGUGGUGAAUUCGCUAGACCCACCGCUCCUGACACGCUACCUGAGAAUUCACCCCCGGAGCUGGGUGAACCACAUUGCCCUGAGGCUGGAGAUUCUGGGCUGCGAGACACAGCAGCUGUCCUGAGCAGGACAAGAAAUACAGUAUGAGCCCUGCUGGCGUGGCUCAAUGGUUGAGCGUCGACCUAUGAACCCGGAGGUCACAGUUCGAUUCCUAG